Molecule: messenger RNA, 1083 nt
Organism: Ilex paraguariensis (yerba mate)
Lineage: Eukaryota; Viridiplantae; Streptophyta; Magnoliopsida; Aquifoliales; Aquifoliaceae
Source: the annotation of a GenBank genome assembly
AUGGAUCGCUUAGGUUCCUCUCUCCCACAAACCGUAUCACCCAUCUCUCUCCUCUUCCUGCCUCUUCUCCUAUUCAUCAUCACCACCACCAAGAUCACAACAGCCUUUAACCUCUCAACCAUCACCUUCGAACAAGGCUAUUCCCCUCUCUUUAGCGACUUCAAUAUCAAGCGAUCCCCUGAUGACAAGAACGUCCGUCUCCUCCUCAACCGCUUCUCCGGCUCUGGUUUUAUUUCUUCUAGUUAUUACCACUAUGGCUUCUUCAGCGCAAAAAUAAAGUUGCCAUCGGAUAACACUGCUGGUAUCGUUGUUGCAUUUUAUACAUCGAAUGUUGAUAUAUUUGAGAAGAACCACGAUGAACUCGACAUCGAGUUCUUAGGUAACAUUAAAGGGAAGCCAUGGAGGUUCCAGACCAACAUGUAUGGCAAUGGAAGCUUAUCCCAUGGGAGGGAAGAGAGAUAUCGACUGUGGUUUGACCCGAGCAAGGAGUUUCAUCGGUACAGCAUUCUUUGGACCCCCAACAACAUCGUAUUUUAUGUUGAUGAUGUUCCUAUAAGAGAGGUGGCGCGUAGCCAAGCAAUGGGCGGCGAUUACCCCUCAAAGCCAAUGUCCCUCUACGCCACCAUAUGGGACGCCUCCACCUGGGCCACCAACGGCGGCAAAGACAAAGUAGACUACAAGUUCGAACCAUUCGCAUCGGAGUUCGGAGACCUCGUCCUCGAAGGUUGUGCGGUUGAUCCAAUUGAGCAAGUUCCCUCCACCAACUGCACCGAUAGGACGGCCAAACUGGUGGCGGCAGAGUACGCCGCCAUCACACCAGAGCAACGCAAGGCCAUGCGGUGGUUCCGGGAAAAGUACAUGUAUUAUUCUCACUGCUACGAUAGCCUAAGGUAUGCGGUGCCACUGCCGGAGUGUGUAGUAAUCCCAUCGGAGCAAGAGCUGUUCAAGGACUCCGGGAGACUCAAAGCAGCUCAGAAAAUCAAAUUUGGUGGCAGCCACCACAAGCAUCGCCGCAGUGGAAGCUCAAGGCGGAAGAGCCGCGCCAAAGUUGCUUCGGGUUCUAACCAGCAGGCUGCUGUGUGA